This is a messenger RNA of Gadus morhua (Atlantic cod), 2014 nucleotides long. It is a transcript of the gene ddx19a, whose product is annotated as DEAD-box helicase 19a. Gene Ontology annotation, molecular function: RNA helicase activity; ATP binding; nucleic acid binding. Lineage: Eukaryota; Metazoa; Chordata; Actinopteri; Gadiformes; Gadidae. The record is from RefSeq and is a predicted model, not a curated record. The transcript is spliced from 12 exons. The coding region runs from base 144 to 1601 and encodes 485 amino acids.
UGCUGGUUGGCUGAUGUUUGAUUGACGCGACGCAUUCAGACAGCACUCAGCACGCUGUCCCUCACAGAAAAACUUCUGAUCCAACUUCACUGUUUUCCCCCGCCUUAAAAAACACGGUUUCAUCACCGCAAUAACGUCGGAGAAUGGCUUCACAUUCAGUGGCGAAGGGCUGCGGUGAUCCUGGAGUGCAGACCAAGCCCGCACAGGUUGGAACUUUUAAAAGCAUGGCUAGUUCCAAUGUCCCGUGCUCCCUGCUGAAGGACGAUAUAAAUGGUAACGUCUUGCCAUAUUCGAUGGGAAAGGAAGGCAAAAAAGAUCGGGUGGAUCCAGCUGAACAGUCACUGUUGAAUAAAUUGAUUCGCCAUAAUCUUGUGAAAAACCGAAAUCAAGUUGAGGUUCUCCAGCGAGACCCAAACUCUCCUCUAUUCUCUGUGAAGACAUUCGAAGAACUGAGACUGAAACCUCAGUUACUUCAGGGAGUCUACACCAUGGGCUUCAAUAGACCAUCGAGGAUCCAAGAAAAUGCUCUGCCCAUGAUGCUGGCCGAGCCACCUCAGAAUCUGAUUGCCCAGUCUCAGUCUGGCACAGGGAAAACGGCUGCAUUUUCUCUUGCGAUGCUCAGCCAUGUAAACCCAGCUAACAAAUGGACCCAGUGCCUCUGCAUCGCACCCACAUACGAGCUUGCUGUGCAGAUCGGCCAUGUCAUUGAGCAGAUGGGGAAGUUUUAUCCCGAAGUCAAACUGGCCUAUGCCGUUCGGGGAAAUAGAUUGUUGCGCGGCACCACCAUCCAGGAGCACAUCGUGAUCGGAACGCCGGGCACCGUCCUUGACUGGGGCCUCAAGCUGAAGUUCUUUGACCCAAAGAAGAUCCGCGUGUUUGUUCUGGACGAGGCGGACGUCAUGAUCGCCACCCAGGGACAUCAGGACCAGAGCAUCCGGAUUCAGAGAUUGUUGCCAAAGGACUGUCAGAUGCUGCUGCUGUCAGCCACCUUCGAGGACUCUGUGUGGAGUUUUGCAGAGAGGAUUAUCCCCGACCCCAACAUCAUUAAGCUGAAGCGCGAGGAGGAGACUCUGGACACCAUCAAGCAAUUCUAUGUGGUCUGCAAGGAGAAGGAGGACAAGUUCUCCGCUCUUUGCAAUAUUUAUGGGAGUCUUACCAUCGCACAGGCCAUGAUCUUCUGCCAAACUCGCAGGAUGGCAUCCUGGCUUAGCGGACAGCUGUCCAGCGAGGGCCACCAGGUGGCCUUGCUUAGUGGCGAGAUGAUGGUGGAGCAGAGGGCCGCCGUCAUCGAGCGCUUCAGGGAGGGAAAGGAAAAGGUGCUCGUGACCACCAAUGUCUGCUCAAGAGGUAUUGAUGUGGAGCAAGUGUCCAUCGUGGUCAACUUCGAUCUGCCUGUUGGCAGAGAUGGAAACUCGGACAAUGAGACGUACCUCCACCGGAUUGGCCGCACCGGGCGCUUUGGCAAAAAAGGUUUUGCCUUCAAUAUGGUUGACAGCCAAGAAACCAUGGAUCUCAUCCACCAGAUUGAACUCCACUUUGACCGCAAAAUAGUGAAAUUGGACACUGAUGACCUGGAUGAGCUUGAAAAGAUGAUGAACUGAAGUUCAGCGCUACAAGUACCGGUCUUGAAGGGAUGGGAGUUGGAAAUCCCAUUUCUGCACAAUUCCUUUUCAUCAGUUAGUUAUUGAGAAGGGGGCAUUUGUUGAUCCAGAAUAUUUACUAAUGGUAUUAUUCUGAUGCCAAUGGUUUGCACUUUAGAUUUCAUUCAGGGUGUUUUAUUUUAAUUUUAUUUGACCCACUAAAGUGGGGGUUGCUGUGAUUCAAUGAUGCUUGGAUUUAAAAUGAUUUGAAUUAAUAAGUGUUACUGUUUUAUAUUGUAAAUGCAUGUCUGAGAUUUGAAGUGUUAACUUGCCGAGAUUAUAUCCGCUUGUUUUUGGUUUGAUAAUAUAAUAUCUUCUUUGCUAAAAAAACUUGGAAUGUGCUAACCCACAAAGUAAAUUUAUUGUUAAAAAUG